Molecule: messenger RNA, 2136 nt
Organism: Ascochyta rabiei
Lineage: Eukaryota; Fungi; Ascomycota; Dothideomycetes; Pleosporales; Didymellaceae
Product: putative serine/threonine-protein kinase iks1
Exons: 2
Coding region: 1-2136 (711 amino acids)
Biological process (GO): protein phosphorylation
Molecular function (GO): ATP binding; protein kinase activity
Source: RefSeq, a predicted model, not a curated record
AUGGAUGAUCGCGAACGGCAAAGGAGCAUGUCGCUCAUACCCUACCUACCAGCAGAAUCGCGAGAGAUUGUUUUGCGCCAUGGUUCCGCAGUCGUUGUCUACGAUCAGCGGUCUAAGCAACUCUCUCUCCGCGACGCCUCCCAGUCUGCCGACGUAGACGCAACAUCCUCCUGCCCAUACUGCCACCGAGCCUACCGCGAACCGUCACCACACGACACCGACGACGAUGACCAUCCACAUUCGCCUGGCGAGCCUGGCUUGGACCAUGGGUUUGUCAAUCCGGGGUACUUCCAGAUGCUGCGCGGUAGUCAGCCCAGCUCCACAGCAGGCUCACGUCCACCGUCACCACACAAACAAUUAGGCCCUGCGAUAACCCGGGAUGCGGCUGCUGCAUUUCAGGCACCGGAAGGGGCCGAGUUUGUAGGCAGCACGCCUCUACCUCCCAGGAACCAGGGCAUAUCUGCGAGGGCGUUCAGCCCCAACUAUUUCAAGACGUUCUUCAUCGAAGAAAGGGAGCUGGGAAGAGGAGGCAAAGGAGUGGUGCUCCUUGUGCAGCACGUUCUAGACGGAGUGCAGCUUGGCAAGUUCGCCUGUAAGCGUGUGCCAGUCGGCGAUGACCACGAAUGGCUUGAGAAGGUUUUGAUCGAAGUGCAACUGCUACAGAACCUCUCGCACCAAAACCUCGUCUCGUACCGCCAUGUCUGGCUUGAGGACUAUCAAAUCAAUACCUUUGGCCCAAGCGUACCGUGCGCCUUCAUUCUACAGCAAUACUGCGACGGAGGAGAUCUGCACGACUACAUUCUUAACUCUGCGAAAACGACAAUCACAAAAGACCAGAUGAAGGAGCGGCUCAGACGAAGAUCAAAAGGGCAGAUGGAAGAGCCAGACGACAUGUUUGGACCACGGCGCAUGCAUUUCGAGGAGAUCAUCUCGUUCUUCAAAGACAUCACGUCAGGCCUAAAUCAUCUGCACGCGAACGGCUACAUUCACAGAGACCUGAAGCCCAGCAACUGUCUUUUGCAUCGCGAUAAAUAUGGAAUGAAGGUCUUAGUGAGCGACUUCGGCGAAGUACAGUCAGCAAACGUCGCCCGAAACUCCUCUGGCGCUACAGGCACUAUUUCGUACUGUGCUCCAGAAGUCCUUAGGCAGGAACGUCCAGGAGGACCGUAUGGUAACUUCACCACCAAGUCGGACAUAUUCUCCCUCGGCAUGAUUGUCUACUUCAUGUGCUUUGCUCGCCUACCGUACAGGAAUGCGGAUGGCAUCGAUGAAGACAACGAGGAUCUGGACCAGUUGCGCGCCGAGAUAUCCACAUGGGCCGGCAUCGAUGACGAACAGCGCGUUCGAUCUGAUCUGCCCGAGAAGCUAUAUAAAUCGCUCAAACGGUUGCUUGCACUAAACCCUGAUGAGCGCCCAGCAACCGAGGAGAUUUUGCAUGUUCUGAAGGCACCGUCCGUCUUCGAUGAGUUCAACGCGUAUGCUGGUGCGUCAGGCAUUGAUGAUUUCAGUCCUCGCAUAUCGCGUGCAGACACACCUAGCCCCGGACCUGCUCAGAUGACCAGAAAGCGAAGCUCGGUACACCACUACACGCGGCUGGGUCGCUCCAAGUUAGGUGCAUCGGUUACGGAGCAUUCCCCAAGCCCUCCGCCGGCCCACCCCACACGAAGGACAAGCUCAGAAGAGGCAGCGGUAAUUCUGAGGUCGAAGAAGCUGGACUUUCCAAGGCCUGAAGAGGCUGUUAGGACACCCUCUCCGCAACGGCUUAUGCUGCCGCCUCCUCCUCAUGAUGGGCAGAGUUGGGUUGGGCAGUAUCGCGACCGUAUGGUGAGCAUCUUUGAGAACCCAGCCACAGCCGGCGUGGUCAGGGUCGUCCUGUUCUUUGCCAAGGCCGUCAGCUUGUUCGGCUCUUGCCAACCAUUCGCAGCGGAGCCGUGGGCAGCAUAUUCACUGCUGGGCUUAGCAUCCGUCGAUUUCCUGUAUCCACAUGUCGUCAUGGUACCUCAUAUUCGGCGUUGGUAUCCUGGUGGUUUGGUGGGAAGCAUGGCAUUGUUGUUGAUACACUCCACGAUUGUAGCGAUACUCUGGCGGAACGACAAGCUGUGUGCUAGAAGGCGCAUUGCUUGGGAAGGGUUUUGA